AUGAUCUGGAUUAAAGGGCUACGAGAAUAUAAAGGCUCUAAAACUUUAUUGGGAGAGGGCAUCUCUGGAAAAGUAGAGCUCUAUGAGAAGGGGACCAAAAGAUACGUCAUUAAAACUUAUCAUGGAAAAGAACUCCACGAAACUCGCAAGGAAUAUAGGGCUCGUAUAUUGUACGAAUAUCAGUUGCUUAACUCUCUCCAACACCCGAACAUCAUUCGAGCAUUCAAAUCCGUCGUAUCGGCCAAUGGACUCCAGGUCAAGGUGUUCAUCGAAGCAGGAUCGCCAGAUCUCAGUGUUUUACUUCAAAGACAUGGAUCAUCACUCUGUAUAACGACAUUGACUGCCUUAUGGAAACAGGUAUGCGAGGGAGUUUGCUAUUUACAUGAACGAGAACUAUGUCACCGUGAUUUGAAACUAGAAAACUUAGUUAUGAAUCCAGAGUUCACGCAAAUAAAGAUUAUUGAUUUCAUGACAGCUACUAAAUGCGAGGGACCCGUCGUGGGAAUAGUCGGAUCGAGCCGCUAUAUGGCUCCCGAGAUGGCGUCAAGAAUAUCGUAUGAGGGAAAGAGUGUUGACAUGUGGUCGCUUGGCAUAAUUCUAUACCGCCUUCUUAGUCGGAAAUUUCCAUGGAGACAAGCUAUGCAUCUGGACCCGGAUUUUAAGAUAUAUGCGGAGACACGAGGAAGCGGAUCACAACUGAGUGACGUCUACGGCAAAAAGAUAGGUGGAAAAACCCACUUACCGGGCUGGUCACCUUCAUUUCCAGUGUUGAUGUCUUUCUUAUUGGAAAUCAACCCAUCAAAUCGAUCUACCAUACAACAGGUCUUUGAAGAUGAAUGGUUUGCUUCGAUUCAAUCACAUUGUUAA
Molecule: messenger RNA, 867 nt
Organism: Metschnikowia bicuspidata var. bicuspidata NRRL YB-4993
Lineage: Eukaryota; Fungi; Ascomycota; Pichiomycetes; Serinales; Metschnikowiaceae
Gene: PRR2
Product: Prr2p
Exons: 2
Coding region: 1-867 (288 amino acids)
Biological process (GO): intracellular signal transduction; protein phosphorylation
Cellular component (GO): cytoplasm
Molecular function (GO): ATP binding; protein serine/threonine kinase activity
Source: RefSeq, a predicted model, not a curated record